Molecule: messenger RNA, 1520 nt
Organism: Ananas comosus (pineapple)
Lineage: Eukaryota; Viridiplantae; Streptophyta; Magnoliopsida; Poales; Bromeliaceae
Product: transcription factor ICE1-like
Exons: 4
Coding region: 131-1165 (344 amino acids)
Biological process (GO): regulation of DNA-templated transcription
Cellular component (GO): nucleus
Molecular function (GO): protein dimerization activity; sequence-specific DNA binding; DNA-binding transcription factor activity
Source: RefSeq, a predicted model, not a curated record
CGACGCCGGCUUCGAUCUCGGCUGCGAUGCUUCCGGAUUCGCCCACGUCUCCGCCUCCCCUGUCCUCCUCAACAAGGGCGGCCAAGGCCAAGAAUUGCUCGGCUUCGGUGGCUUCGGGCCAAGCGGCCCGAUGGCCGGUUGCCCCGAACUGAGCUCCUUAGCUCAAUUCCCCGCCGGCCCGAGCUCCGUCUCGCCGUUCGGGCAAUUGGGCUUCGAUUGCUUCGAGAAUUCGCCCUUCCUGAGCCGCAAUAAGGUUCUUCGGCCGCUGGAAAUCUUCCCGCCGGUCGGUGCGCAGCCGACUCUUUUCCAGAAAAGGGCUGCCGCCGCGCUGAGGCAGAGCUCGGCGACGACCGAGGAGAAAGGCGGUAGCUUGUGGUUGCGAAGUGGCAUUAUGGACGAGGAGAGUGAGAAGAAGCGGAGAGGAGGGACCGAAGAGGAUGAGGAGUUGGAUGAGGGGAGCAUUGACGGGUCGGGUUUGAUCUACGAUUCGGACGAUGCCAUUGCGGAGAAUGCGAAGGGCGAGGAGAAUGCUAGAAAUGGUACUAGUGGUGGGGGAGGGAAUAAUUCGAAUGCUACUAGUACGGUAACAGGGAGCGGAGACCAGAAGGGGAAGAAGAAGGGGCUUCCGGCAAAGAAUUUGAUGGCCGAGAGGAGGAGAAGGAAGAAGCUCAAUGACCGGCUCUACAUGCUUCGAUCGGUCGUCCCAAAGAUAAGCAAGAUGGAUAGAGCAUCCAUUUUGGGUGAUGCAAUUGAGUACCUAAAGGAACUUCUGCAAAAGAUCAACGACCUCCACAAUGAGCUCGAGUCGACACCUUCAACUUCGUCAUUGCCUCCCUCUUCUACAGCAACAACACCGACAAGCUUUCAUCCUUUGACACCCACACUGCCUACCUUACCUUCUCGAGUAAAGGAGGAGCUCUGCCCUAGUUCGUUGCCUAGCCCUAAUAGUCAAUCUGCAAGGGUUGAAGUUAAGCUAAGAGAAGGGCGGGCAGUCAACGUCCAUAUGUUCUGCGCCCGUAGACCUGGUUUAUUGCUCUCUGCCAUGAGGGCACUCGAUGGGCUCGGACUGGACAUUCAACAAGCAGUCAUCAGCUGCUUCAACGGGUUUGCCAUGGAUAUUUUUCGAGCCGAGGGUAAACUGCUGAAGAGCCCUCGACCUUCUUGAAAGGUUUCAGUUUGGUGCCCAACCUUUCAAUAGUUACAAUUGUGUCCCCACAUUCCAUCGCUUUGCAACCUUACUUUCUCUGUAAAAUUUUCUGAUUAUUACCAUACGAGGAUUUCGAAAUCGCUUGUACAGCAGCCACAUGGGAAGAACAUGGAUAUUUCCAUCAAAUUGAAUGGAGGUGUUUGGUGGAAAGAGCAACAAGAUUGCUAUGCGACGGGCAGGUUGAGGACCGAAUUAUAAACAUUUAAAAGUUGAGGACCAAAAACUGAAACUACGCUAGAAAGUCAAGGGCCUCUGGUGCAAAAUUACCCGAAUCAAUAUUUGUUGCUUAGUAGUAAAAUUUUCCUUAAUACAC